UUUUUUUUUUUAAAGACCUGUUUGCUUUCAGUUUUAGCUAUGUCCCUGUUUGCGGCAGUUAGCACUUGGUUGUCCCCAGAAUAACUUUUGUUUGUUGGUGCCUUCACCUCUGUUGAGUCAUGCUCGAUAAGCUUCUUCAGUUCUAAGAUGUUCUACCCAGAAGAUAGCAGUGAAGAUGAGGAGAAGGUUCAAGAAAGCUCGUUGAGUAAAACUGCAGGUGUUUAUCAAGGCAAGGCCCCUCCUAGUAUUCUGUCGCAAACCAUGAACUAUGUGGGCCAGCUGGCCGGGCAGGUGCUCGUCACUGUCAAGGAGCUCUACAAGGGCAUCAACCAGGCCACGCUGUCCGGGUGCAUUGAUGUCGUGGUGGUUCGGCAGCGGGACGGCACCUACCAGUGCUCGCCCUUCCACGUGCGCUUCGGGAAGCUGGGAGUCCUGAGGUCCAAGGAGAAAGUGAUUGAUAUAGAAAUCAAUGGCAGUGCUGUGGAUCUUCACAUGAAACUGGGAGAUAAUGGAGAAGCCUUUUUUGUCGAGGAGACUGAAGAGGAAUAUGAAAAACUACCUGCUUACCUUGCCACCUCACCAAUUCCUACUGAAGACCAGUUCUUCAAAGAUAUUGAUACCCCUUUGGUGAAGCCAAGCAGAGAUGAAAGGCCACCGCAGAGUGCAGACAUUUCUCACACCUUGGAAACAGAGACAGUUUUCACUCCAAGUUCUGUGAAAAAGAAGAAACGAAGGAGAAAGAAGUGCAAACAAGACAAUAGGAAGGAGGAGCAGGCAGUUUCUCCUGUUGCAGAAGAUGUAUUUGUGGGUGUGAGCUCUGAUGAGGAGAAGGGGCCCCAGGCAGCAAGAGGAUCUUCAAAUGCUUCCUUAAAGGAAGAAGACCAUAAGGAGCCUACCAUCUUCCGUUCUGGGGAUCACUACCCCUUAUCUGAUGGAGAUUGGUCCCCAUUAGAAACCACUUAUCCCCAGGCCGUGUGCCCUAAGAGUGAUUCCGAGCUGGAGGUGAAGCCAGCUGAGAGCCUGCUCAGGUCUGAGUCUCACAUGGAGUGGACCUGGGGCGGGUUCCCAGAGUCUACCAAGGUCAGCAAGAGAGAAAGAUACGACUAUCAUCCAAGAACAGCUACAAUUACGCCAUCAGAAAACACUCAUUUUAGGGUAAUUCCCAGUGAAGACAGCCUCAUAAGAGAAGUUGAGAAGGAUGCUACUGUUGAAGAUACCGUUUGUACCAUAGUGAAACCCAAACCCAGAGCCUUGUGUAAGCAACUGAGUGAUGCAGCUUCUGCUGAACUUCCUGAAGCACCUGUGGAGGCUCCUCAGAUUUCAUCUAUAUUAGAUGCAGACCAAGUUCCCUGCUCAUCCUCAAUAGAGGCUCCCGCAGAACCCAAACCAGCUGCUAAAGUUGACUCUCCAACAAAGAAGAGAGGUGUUCACAAAAGAAGUCAGCACCAGGGACCUGAUGACAUUUACCUCGAUGACUUGAAGGCUCUGGAGCCGGAAGUGGCAGCGCUCUAUUUCCCUAAGAGUGACACUGACCCAGGCUCUAGGCCGUGGCCUGAGGCUGACACGUUCUCAGGCUCUCAGUCCCCACAGUCUGUGGGGAGUGCAGCUGCAGACAGUGGCACUGAGUGCCUCUCUGACUCUGCCAUGGACUUGCCGGACGUCACUCUCUCCCUCUGUGGAGGCCUCAGUGAAAAUGGAGAGAUUUCUAAAGAAAAGUUCAUGGAGCACAUCAUCACUUACCAUGAGUUUGCGGAAAACCCUGGCCUGAUCGACAACCCAAACCUCGUAAUACGGAUAUAUAACCGUUACUACAACUGGGCUUUGGCUGCUCCCAUGAUCCUUAGCUUGCAAGUAUUCCAGAAGAGUUUGCCUAAGGCCACAGUUGAGUCCUGGGUUAAAGACAAGAUGCCAAAGAAAUCUGGCCGAUGGUGGUUUUGGCGUAAGAGAGAAAGCAUGACCAAACAGUUGCCAGAGACCAAGGAGGGAAAAUCUGAGGUCCCAUCAACAAAUGACCUGCCUUCCAGUGCUGAGGAGCCAACGAGGGCCAGGCCUGCAGAAGAUGACACUUCUAGUGAUGAGGGGUCACAGGAGCUGGAAGAAACAAUCAAAGUUGACACCAUCUCCAUGGAGGCGGCGAGUCACUGUAGCACAGCUUCAUAUAAGAAGUCUCUCCGGCUCUCCUCGGACCAGAUAGCAAAAUUGAAGCUCCAUGAUGGCCCCAAUGACGUUGUAUUCAGUAUUACAACCCAGUAUCAGGGCACCUGUCGUUGUGCAGGUACCAUUUACCUGUGGAACUGGAAUGACAAAGUCAUCAUUUCUGACAUUGAUGGAACAAUCACCAAGUCUGAUGCUUUGGGACAGAUUCUCCCUCAACUGGGUAAAGACUGGACUCAUCAAGGUAUAGCUAAGCUCUACCAUUCUAUCAAUGAGAACGGUUACAAGUUUCUGUAUUGUUCCGCACGUGCCAUCGGCAUGGCCGACAUGACCCGUGGUUAUCUGCACUGGGUCAAUGACAAGGGCACCAUCUUGCCUCGAGGCCCUCUGAUGCUGUCUCCCAGCAGCUUGUUCUCUGCCUUCCACAGGGAAGUGAUAGAAAAGAAACCAGAGAAGUUCAAAAUUGAGUGUCUGAAUGAUAUUAAGAACUUGUUUGCCCCGUCCAAGCAACCCUUCUAUGCUGCCUUUGGAAACCGUCCCAAUGACGUCUAUGCUUACACACAGGUCGGAGUUCCGGACUGUCGAAUAUUCACCGUGAAUCCAAAGGGUGAACUAAUACAGGAAAGGACCAAAGGAAACAAGUCAUCGUACCACAGGCUGAGUGAGCUUGUGGAGCAUGUGUUCCCACUUCUCAGUAAGGAACAGAACUCGGCCUUCCCAUGCCCAGAGUUCAGCUCCUUCUGCUACUGGCGAGACCCAAUCCCUGAUGUAGACCUGGAUGACCUCUCCUGAGCAGGGCCUGGAUGGUCCCUCAUUUCCCAGCAGGGAAGGUCACCGGACCUCUUACAGAUGAAGAACCAGGCUGUCAGGAACCUGCUUUCCAGAACUGGGACAGGGCCCCGAAGCUGGCACUGCUGCCCUCUUUCUGCUUCCCAGGCCAGCGCUCAGCACCUGGACAGAGGAGUAAGGCCUGUGCUUCAUUACCUGGGGGCUCCCACACGCCUCCUGGACAGUGUGUGCUGUGUACCACUCGGCUCAGAGUUUAAAAAGGAAGAAACCACAAGCUUAGAAGACUGGAGCAGCACAUUCCUACACCAAGUAAAGAGUUAAAAUUUCCACCUCAGUUGAGACCGUUUCUCUCUGUAGCCAGGGCUCUCCCUGGAGGGCCAGGUGGUGUUGCCGGCUCUGUUCGUGUCCUCCUCAGGACCUUUAUUCUCCUCACUGAACCAGGACACCUGCUUCCUGUGCCAAGUUGGGCAGCCCCCGGCACCUGUGUGCCAGCACCGUGAGCCCAACUGCACCAGCAUGGGCUCUGGAGGGAGAGCACCCCACAUCGCCAUCUCCUCACGCGUCCCUGCUGCACCCUGAGAGAAAGUUUGUUACUGUUGUGACCUCGCCAGAAGAGCAGGCUCAUGUGUCAUGUCUGCAGUGGCAGUGAGAAGUUGGUUUAAAGCACAGAAAAGGUGGUGGCAGCUUCGCCUCAGAGGUGUAGAAAGGCAGCUGCACUGGGUCCUGGGAAUAGCCCUGUUCUCUGGCACUGUCACCUGCCUGAAGUGGCCCUUGGUAGGUAUUUCAGAACAGGAUUUUUGAAAUUGUAGGCUUCAGAUUUGCCAAGGAAAAAGCCUUUGGCUAGUGGCAUUGAUCAGCUAUUUGGAUUCCAACCAUGUAAUGAAGUCCAUGGAGGCAUGUGAAAGGAGUUCUGAUGUGCCUGUUGAGAGCCAGCAUCUCAGCAGCAGCUUCAGCCCAUCACUGUGACUCUCGUGCAGAUGAGGGCCCAUGGGGUGUGAGUCCCCCGGCCCGUCCUUGGCGGCAACACGCUCUGGCAUGGGUAAGUGCUCUGGUCAAGUGUUGGAACGAUGGCACCGGGGAGUAAUGUCCUAAAGUCUGCAGAGCCUGUGGCCAUCUGGGUGUGGGCAGUGCUAACGUCAAGAGAAGUGUUGGAGGAAGGCACUCCAGUGACUGUCAGUGGCUCUUGGUCACGGCCCUGCACCGGGAAGAUGGAAGUGGAGCUUCUGAGCAGAGAGGGGCUGCACCUGAAGAUGGUUCUGCUUCAGCUCUGCACGCCCCUGCAGAGGAUGGCCGGCCAUCCUGUGCUUUAGUUCGCUUCACCUAGAGCUGGCUUUGGAAAGGGGUGGUUAUUUUCCAGAUUGGAGAGUUGAGUGGCCCUGCCUCAGCUUAGUAUUGCAGUUGAAUGCAGAGACCUGGUAGUAAUUUUGAAUAAAAGAAGACAAACCCUUUGAAACAUAGUUCUAAGUGGUAAAACCUGGAGACACAUACUCCCAUCGAAGGGCAGCACAGGCCCCCACGGUGCUGAUAUCCCUGUCAGAGUUAUUGGUGUCAGUAGUCGUGGGGAAACAGUUAUGUUUAUGUGAAAUAAGAUUCUGUGGGCUGGAGACAUGGCUCAGCAGUUAAGAGCACUGUCUGCUCUUCCAGAGGUCCUGAGUUCAGUUCCCGGUGGCCACAUGUGGCUCACAACAAUCCAUAGUGUGAUCUGAUACCUUCCUCUGGCAUGCAGGUGUAGAACGAGAGUUGUGUGCACUUAACCUGAGCUUAGUCGGCUCUCUGUGUUACAGAAAAUCUUUAUCAUGUUUCCUCCUCAGACCAUUUCUGUUUGUCCUUUAGGGAGUUUUUGCUGAGGUAGUCUGUUUCCUUUUCCUGACACUUUCCCUUUGGACACAUGGGCCUUUUCAGAAGGUCCCGUAUCGGCUCGGGGUCUCCUGGCCUGUACUGAGGUGGCUGAUCUUCUUUCCCCGUGUCCGUUAGCCCUGCACUUGUCACUGCAGAUUGCUCAGUGGGUAUUUAGGCUAAUGAAUGUAACUCUUCUUCCUUACUUAAAGGAGUCUUCUUGCUGAAAGGACAUGAUUACUAUUACUGUAGUGUUACUAAGUAUUAGGUGUGUGCUGAAAAUCCAUUGCCAUUUGUUACAAAUGACAUUUGUUCUUUCUGUGAAAGAGAGAUGCCCUCAAGUGUGUUUGCACACAAACCCUCAGAUGGCUUGUUGCAGUAUCACCCUUGUCAUCAGUGACAAGUGAUGUUGAAGGGACACUACCGGCUUGGUGCAUCUGUGGACCUCCCCCUGUGUCUUUGUCUUUGCAGUUCAAUCUAAUUUUAGUGUUGGCUUUGCUGUUGAUUGUUGAAGCUUGCACCGCUGUGGAAUUGAUGGCUGCUCUCUGUCAGGCUGUGUAAGAUGUACCUGCCUGGAGUCUGCACACAUAGGCCUGUGCUCAGUACUGCAUUUCCUGUGCUCUAACCCAUCUUCAAAGUCAGCUGGAAAAAGAAAUGUACCAUUGUGAUGACCCAAAACAAAAGCUGCUAACAAUCAUAGACCAGACAAGGACCAGAACUGAGCAGCAGGGAAGCUCCCAUCUCUGCAGCCCCUUGCCCAUGGGGCGGGGCCAGCCUUCUGUAGUGCUCCUCAAAGCCCAGCGUCCAGAAGAGAAGAAACGGUUAAGGAGACAAGAGCACCCUCUUUUUGCAAGUUUAUCAUAGAGCUCUGGGAAGCCUUGUUUCUAUGUUUGACAGCACACUGGGGUUUAUUUAAAACCGGGUGAAGUAAGUGCUCUUCCAGGGAAAAAAAAAAAAAAAACUUUGACAUGAAGGCAGAGGAAAGAUUUCUUUUAAAAAUUAGGUUCAGCUGAUGAAGUAUUGGAUUGUUAGACAGCAAUGUGACUAAGCAGCUUUAAGCUGUCAGGAAUUGUAAACAUCGCUGCAAUACCUUCAGUUAUGGCAAAGAUGUCUCCAGAUGAAUGGCUCAUAUUUUGGUGCAGUGUUUGAUGUUCACAACACAAUGUUACGAUAAUAAACUAACAUAAACUGAG
Psammomys obesus (fat sand rat) is the source of this 5972-nucleotide messenger RNA. It is a transcript of the gene Lpin2, whose product is annotated as lipin 2. The record is from RefSeq and is a predicted model, not a curated record. Gene Ontology annotation, biological process: cellular response to insulin stimulus; fatty acid catabolic process; triglyceride biosynthetic process. Gene Ontology annotation, molecular function: transcription coactivator activity; phosphatidate phosphatase activity. The transcript has 20 exons. Lineage: Eukaryota; Metazoa; Chordata; Mammalia; Rodentia; Muridae. Bases 148 to 2946 code for a protein of 932 amino acids. Gene Ontology annotation, cellular component: nucleus; endoplasmic reticulum membrane; cytosol.